This is a messenger RNA of Rotaria sp. Silwood2, 1716 nucleotides long. The record is from the annotation of a GenBank genome assembly. Lineage: Eukaryota; Metazoa; Rotifera; Eurotatoria; Philodinida; Philodinidae.
AUGACUGCAGCCAAAUUGGUUCAACGCUAUUUUCAACAACUAACGAAUGGUUGUGGAGAUAAUCAAUGUUUAAAUAUUUAUUGUUCAUCGAAUUCAUCAUUUAAAUACAAUCGAAAAUUUUUUGCAGAUCCAAAUUAUGCUGCUGCUGAAGCAAUUAAACUAACACAUGAAUAUGGUUCAACCUAUUUAGAUGAAUAUAUAAAUUCAAAUUUAUUUGUAAUAGAAGAAAAUCUUCAACAAAUAAUUAAUAAAUCUAAAGAAAUAAGUAAUUGGACAUUACUGCAAAACUUAAUUUAUUGUGUUUUUUCAAAUCGACAAAAUUUAUCAUCAAGUUUUUUACAAAAAGGGUUUCCUAUGAAUAUAUCACUUAAUAAUGAAACUUCUUCGUCAGCAAGUGCUACAGCAAAAAGUAAUUUUCUACAUGAUUCACGUAUAACACUCGAAAAUGAUAAGAUUACAUUAGAUUUUGACAUGUUGAAACGUUCAAUAAAAUUGUUAAUGUCAUAUGAAGAUGAAAUAUCAUCGACAAUUAAUAAUGCAUUAGGUGUUUUAUUUAAACAAAUUUCUAAUGAAUUAUUAUCAUUAAAAAAAGAUGAACUUGAAAAUGAUGCUAAUUUUUUAAAUAUAUUCUUUAUUAUAUUUCAAUUACCAUAUCUAUCCGAUCCAAUAUUUAUUUUUGAUACUGCUCAUGCAUUCUAUUCAAUAUUUUCGAAAUUAUCAAUUGAUAUACAAGCAAAAUUUGUACGAGUUUUAGCUAGACAUAAAAAUGAUAUAAAUGCUUAUGCUGCACAUCUACAGCAAUAUAUUACUAUGCAUACAGUGAAAUGGUGUGAUCACACAGAUAUUAAUAGUACAAAUGAAGCACUAUUGUCGAGUGAGAAAGGUAUGCAUGAAGGACUUUAUGUAUUGCGAGUACUUUUCUAUGCCAAUCUUCUUGCUGGUGAACGUGAAACAUUAGAAAUAAUUGAAACAGAACGUGAAAAUGAUCAACGAAUGGAAGUUGAAUUAGUAAAUCGUCGUCAACGGCAUAAUGAUGAUGGUACUGAUGAUGGUAAUAAUGAUGAACAAGGACAACAACAACAACAGCAACAAUCAAGAGAACCAAGAGAAAAUAGAUCAGAAGCUGUAACUACUCCAACACGUCAUCGAUCAUCUAGUUUUUCAAUGCGUACAUCAACUAGUGAACAAGAUGAAAUGGAAUCAAUCUAUGAAAAUCCGUUACAAAUUAAACUUGGUCUUGAACCAAAUGAAUAUCGUCAUGGUUAUUUGCCAUUUGAUGAUUUUAUUAAUGAAUUUGCUAAUGAAAAAAUUGAAAUAAAUAAAGAAUAUCUUGAGUUUGUUCGGCAAAGACCUGAUAUGCUACCUUUUUCAUUUAUUUUAUAUCCAUUCUUUUUAUCAACAAUUAACAAAAUUGCACUUCUUAACAUCGAAAAUAAAGUACAAAUGUAUCGACAACGACAUACAUCUUUUUUUCAUAGUUUAUUCAGUGGUAUUCGUCUUGAUCCAUUUUUUAAAAUAUGUGUUCGACGUAAUCAUCUUAUUGAAGAUGCUUUAAUCGCUCUCGAAUAUCAAGGUAUCGAACAACCAGCUGAACUGAAAAAACAAUUCUUUGUCGAAUUCGACGGUGAACAAGGUCACGACGAAGGUGGAUUAUCAAAAGAAUUCUUUCAACUUAUUACGGAACAAAUUUUUGGUCCUGAAUAUGGUAUGCAUUAA